Messenger RNA from Aspergillus niger, 1962 nucleotides. RefSeq lists its product as uncharacterized. NCBI's taxonomy places the organism in Eukaryota, Fungi, Ascomycota, Eurotiomycetes, Eurotiales, Aspergillaceae. Bases 1 to 1962 code for a protein of 653 amino acids. The transcript has 2 exons. The record is from RefSeq and is a predicted model, not a curated record.
AUGGUCAAGCGCAAGCGACCGGCAUCCACAACGGAAGCGGACAGCCACAGGGAAGAGAUCGCUCGCUCCCUCACGCCAGCUUCGGCCAGCUCCCGACAGCAGCAAGGCACCCUGGAAUAUCCCGGUCGGUCUGAAUCGCCUUCCUGUCAAGAGUCGGAGAGAAGCCCGCAACAACCUGCAGCAGUACCAUCGCUGGUCAAUGUCUUGCCUAGUAUCACCCGAAAGGUCACUGCAUGUGUAGCCUGUCGGAAAAACAAGGUGAAACUUCGGUGUCAAGAGAUUCCAUUGCUCAAUCUAAUAUCCAAGCCGACAGACAAAAUAAAUGUCGAGCAUUUGCGCACCGAUGUACAGAAUCUGCAUCAAACCAUCGACUACAUCUGCCAGCAUUUAGAUAUUCAACGCCCAAGGCCCCUUUUAAUUUCAGGGAAUGAGCAAAGAGCCGCCGGAGAAAGCAUCAGGCUAGACGGUGAAUGUGACGCUGGUCCAACGGAAGGAUGCGAAGUAUCCCCACCAGAGUCCCCCACUGCGGUGCAGGCUCCUAUUGAUACAUUCCUGGACAUCGCCAAACAUGGGACCCCAAACUCCGCCAAGAUUCCACCAGGUGUCACUCGCGCCAAUGGGCGAGCGGAUCUCAUUAGUAAAGGCAUCAUCACCCUUGAAACGGCAGAACAACUACUGCGCCGCUACUACUCCCGCCUAGAUCAUUUUCUCUAUGGGAUCUGUGGUGAGAAUCGGGACUUAGACCAUCUACGCAAGGAUUCGCCGACCCUGCUCACUGCCAUAUGCACUGUGUCAGCCCUCCAUGACCCUCACGACCAGGAAACAUACGAAGCGUGUAACCGCGAGUUUCGCUCCCAGGUCGCGCGGUCUCUCUUUGAAAAGCGUGACGUCGAAUAUCUACGAGCCUUAUGUAUUGCGUCUUUUUGGCUCGCAGACGCAUCGCGGAUCUUGUCUAGCGAUGGCAUCCGUCGAGCCGCCGAUAUGCGUCUCCAUCGCAGUUUCGACUCUCUUCUUGGCGCUCAUCCGCCCGAGUAUUCUUCUCCAUCAUCCUCAUCGCCAAUAGUUGCGGCAGAUCGCAUUCGUCUAUGGUACCUAUUAUUCGUCUGCGAUCAGCAUCUCUCCAUCCUCCAUAAUCGCGACUCUCUUCUGCGGAACGAUAAGGACAUUGCGGUGAGCUGGGAGGCAUACCUACAUCGAGUAGAGGCAACUGAGUCAGACGUACGAAUUCUGUCGCAGGUGUCGCUGCUAUUAAUAAUGGGUCAAGUUCGAGAUGUUCUAGGGUCUGACAAGGAGAUGCAGCUGCCAUCGGCCCUUACUCAUCAGAUCAGCAACUACUCUCGACAACUUGACAGAUGGUUCACUCGAUUCUCUGCCCUCUUCGUCACAAAUGCGCAUAUCGGGGAAUUCCCGAGAAGAGGGCUGGAGUUGCACUAUCAGUUUGGGAGACUCUACCUUGGCCAACAAGUGUUCAAGGGGCUCCGUGGCAACCCUAUCCCCAUGCACUUUCUGUCUGCGGCUCACAUGGCUCAUGAGGCGACGGUCACCAUCUUUGAGAUGAUCCUAAAUGAUCCCCAUAUGAGCGAGAAUCUCGUCGGCAUGCCACAUUAUUUCCAUGUAAUGAUCGCAUUUGCCGGUCACUUGUUACUGGAGAUAUGUCACAAUCAUCAUGUGCAAUUGAACAUUGAUCUACCUGGAGAUCUUCAUCUGAUUAAUGCGGUCUUAGGCGUCUUUCGCAACAUAGCUUGCAUUACAUAUCACCCACUCCGCCGGAUGGCUCCUGGGCUGAAUCGAAAGCUCUCCGAGACGGUCACUAUGCUGGGACUGGGUAGUCUGUCCGAAAAUAGCCAUACUGGCAACACUUUGUCUACUACUGUUCAGCAUGCGGGAAUUACAUGGAGGUCCUGGACCCUCAACUCAGACCUUGGGGUCUAUGAACAAUAUUUUUCCGUUGGGUUCGAGUGA